GCUCAGAGCUUUGAUUAAUGUAAUUGGGUCACUGGGGUGCCGUUGUGUCUUUGAAUCUUCAUUUCCAGCUUUGAUUCUGCCGCUGUAUUUGUGGCAUGCAGUGCUCUGACAGCAUACCUUCACCUCAGACAGGUGUUUGUUCCAAUAGAGAGCGGUCAGGGGAGUUUAACAGGUGUAGUCUCAGCCCACAUUUUCUUUCACUCUCUCCCUUUCUUUUUCUCUGCACUUCUCUUUUAGUCUCACUCGUACAGGUGAGGUGAGUCACUGCAGGAUUCAUAUUAAAGCUCCAGAUCUAAGUGACAUGCAGGGCUGAGACAUCAUGACCUGGACAAACCCUCUGACCCUUCUUCGGCAGGGCUGGGCGAGGCACAGGGACCGGGACAAACCUGUCAGGACGGUGGUCUCCAACCUGCCCUUUGAAGAUCUGAAGAAACGUGACCAGCCGAACCGCCAGUAUGAGGGCAACGCGAUCAAAACCAACAAAUACAGACUUUGGUCUUUCAUCCCCAUGAACUUAUUUGAGCAGUUCCACCGUUUGGCCAACAUUUAUUUUGUGGGCCUGGCCAUCUUGAAUUUCGUCCCAGUGGUCAACGCGUUCCAACCGGAGGUGGCUCUCAUUCCCAUUUGUGUCAUCCUGGCACUGACCGCUGUCAAGGAUGGCUGGGAGGAUUUCCGGAGGUACCAGAGUGACCAGCAGCUCAACAAUAUGCCUUGCUUCAUAUUCAGCAGGAAACAGAUGUGCUUCGUGGAGAGGAGGUGGAAGGAUGUACGGGUGGGGGAUUUUGUGAGAGUGCUCUCUAACGAGAUCAUCCCAGCUGACAUCCUGCUCCUGCACACGUCCGACCCUAAUGGAGUGUGCCACAUGGAAACAGCCAAUCUGGAUGGAGAGACCAACCUCAAACAGAGGAGGGUGGUGCCAGGCUUUUCUACUCUCGGUGAACCAUUUCAACCUCAAACAUUUGACAGUACUGUAGUGUGUGAAAACCCCAACAACAACCUCAACCUGUUCAAAGGUUAUGUGGAGAGGCCUGAUAAGAGGAGAACAGGCUUCGGCAUCGAUAGUCUUCUGCUGCGCGGGUGCACAGUGAGAAAUACUGAUGACGCGGCUGGAAUAGUGGUGUACGCAGGACAGGAGACCAAAUCCAUGUUAAACAACAGCGGGCCCAGGUACAAACGCAGCAAGAUUGAGAGGAAGAUGAAUACGGAUGUUCUCUUCUGCGUGGUUCUUCUAUUUUUCAUGUGUCUCAUCGGAGCCCUGGGCCAUUCUAUCUGGUUGGAAACUUUUACCACUAUGCCCUCAUACAUCGUCCCUGACAGUAAUGGAAAUUACACCCCUUCAGUGUUAGCAGGAUUUUACAUGUUCUUCACAAUGAUCAUCUUACUACAGGUGAUGAUUCCUGUGUCACUGUAUGUGUCCAUUGAGCUGGUGAAGAUGGGGCAGAUCUACUUCAUCACUCAGGACAUGGAGCUUUACGAUGAGGAGCUGGACAGUCGGGUCCAGUGUCGUGCUCUGAACAUCACAGAGGACUUGGGACAAAUCCAGUACGUCUUCUCAGAUAAGACAGGGACGCUUACAGAAAACAAGAUGGUAUUCAAGCGCUGCACCAUCAUGGGGACUGAAUACUGUCAUGAUGAGAACGCUGCUCGCUUGGCGGUUGUCAAUGGAGCAAAUGAGGAGGAGGUCACUAUCUUCCAACAGACAAAGCUUCCUCCUCUCUUCCCUCUGGAAGAAAUACAGGACUGCCACACGGGAGACAGAAAUCACGCCAACACUCAAGUCACAGCUGCCAAUCGACGCAGAUCAAAAGUGGCGGCGGGAGCCCAAAGUGACAUGGCCUUCAGCAGUCCUCUGGAAACAGUGGUGGUUCCAGACAGGAAGCUGAUGCUGGAGGUGGACCGUGAGAUGGCGAGCAUCCAGAAGGGGCCCUACCUGGACUUCUUCCUGGCUUUGGCCAUCUGCAACACAGUGGUGGUUUCUACAGUGACGGCCCAGAGACAGAGGGUCAAAGGACACCGUACCUCUGCAUACUCAGGUGGUUCAUUUCAUAACAUGGGACAGUGGUUCAGAAAGGGUUCCCUGCGGAAAGUCUUCAGCUCCAUGAGAUUCUUCAGGAGAGGCGAGGACACACUCGCAGAUCCUUUUGCCAAAGAUGAAGACGAGUCUGACAUGUUUCACAGCUCAGACAUCUCCGACUCAACUACAGGGCAGAAGGUCAUUUCAAGUGAAAGCGAGUUUAAACGCAGGUCGGAGGAGGUGUGUUUUGAAGCCCACAGCCCAGAUGAGGCCGCUCUGAUACAUGCAGCAAAGGCUUAUGGGUUCACCAUGGUGGAACGCACUCCUCAUUACGUCACUGUCAAGCUGCCUGAUGAUUCGCUGCUGAAGUUUGAGGUGCUGGACGUCCUGACCUUCGACUCGACACGGAGGAGGAUGUCCAUAAUAGUACGACACCCACACACCAAUCAAAUCAUCAUGUAUACUAAAGGAGCUGAUUCAGCCAUCAUGGAGAGACUGGGGAAUGUGUUUUCAGAUAUGUCACAGGUGGGUAGUGUGGAGAAGCAAAUUGCUGUAAGAACUCAAAAAGACCUCGACAUGUACGCCAGGGAUGGAUUACGAACUCUGUGCUUUGCCAAAAAGGUUAUCAGUGAAAAGGAUUUCAAGGCCUGGUUUGCUAUCAGACAGGAGGCGCUGGCAGCCAUCGAUGAGAAAGAAGAGCGUCUUAUGGACACUGCAACCUACAUCGAGAACAACUUCACUCUGCUGGGGGCCACUGGCAUUGAGGACCGUCUCCAAGAAAAUGUCCCAGAAACCAUCCAGGCUCUGAGACGGGCUGGCAUGCAGGUGUGGGUGCUGACAGGGGACAAACCCGAGACGGCCAUCAACAUCGCAUACUCCUGCAAGCUGCUAGACCAUGAAGACCUGGUGUUCAUCUUCAGCACAAACAAGAAGUCUGUGUGUAAAAUGAGGAUAGAAGACACACUGGGAGAGGUGCGACGGAGUUCCCACUCACUUCAGCUGGUGAUCGAUGGGCCGACUCUGAGCAUGGCCAUGUCAGACGACCUGGUGGAGCAGUUUGUGGAGCUUUGCAAACACUGUUGUGCAGUGCUUUGCUGUAGAGUGACGCCGCUGCAGAAGAGCAGUGUGGUUAAACUCAUACGGCAGAAACUGAGGGUCAUGACCCUCGCUGUAGGUGACGGCGCCAAUGAUGUGAACAUGAUUCAAGCUGCAGACGUUGGCAUUGGCGUUUCUGGACAAGAGGGAAUGCAGGCCGUCAUGGCCAGUGAUUUUGCCAUCACACGCUUUAAACACCUGCAAAGACUGUUGCUGGUUCACGGACACUGGUGCUACUCAAGACUGGCCAACAUGGUCAUCUAUUUCUUCUACAAGAAUGUGGCGUAUGUGAAUCUGCUGUUCUGGUAUCAGUUCUUCUGUGGCUUCUCUGCCACCGCCAUGAUCGACUACUGGCUCAUGAUAUUUUUCAACCUGUUCUUCACCUCGGCUCCUCCCAUCAUGUUUGGGAUAAUGGACAAAGAGGUGUCAGACUCCACUUUACUGAGCCUGCCUGAGCUCUAUAAGAGAGGACAGCACUCGGAGGGCUACAGACGUUCAACGUUUUGGAUUGCAGUUCUAGAUGCUUUCUAUCAGAGUCUAGUGUGCUUCUUUAUUCCAUACUGGACAUACAACGGUUCAGACAUCGGCAUAUUCUCGUUCGGCACUCCCAUGAACACGGUCUCUCUGUUCACCAUCAUCCUGCAUCUGGCCAUUGAGAUCAAGAGCUGGACGCCGGUGCAUUGGGUGAUCAUGGUCGGCAGUGUGCUGGUGUACUUCAUCGUGACUCUGGCCUACAGUGCCAUCUGUAUCAGCUGCAACCAUCCCUCCGACCCCUACUGGAUCAUGCACAAACAAAUGGCCGAUCCCAUGUUUUACCUCGUCUGCAUUUUAACAACUGUUGUUGCUUUAUUGCCAAGGUACACCUUGCAUGUCCUAAGGGGAACGCUGGCACCCUCCCCUCACCUCCGCGCGCGGCAGCUAGAGCGGCUCCCCCCCUCCCAUCGGGAGCAGCGGAUCAGAGAGUGGCGUGGUCUCCGAGACACGUGUAUUCCUCCUUCUCUCAGAUCCCAGGAACACAGCUCCUCUGCCUGCCCGAGUGCAUAAAGUACACACCACAGUCCGGCACAUGUACAGAGAACGACAAUGCCGCAAAGCUUGAAUUUUUCAAACCCGUUAUUUAUAUUUUGCACACACGGAUGCGCAUGCACUCCAAGGAAUGAAGCUGUGCUUUUCUAUUUUGAAUGUGCUCUUUUGCUCCCACAAACCAUUUGCAUGAACUUCACAUGUUUCUGCGCGGCUCAGUUCACACUUGAUCAAUACAUGCGUGGCGUGAAUGAAUGUAAUCUGUUGGGUGGAUGAUGCAGCUGAGCCUUUUCUCUUCCUGUUGUCAUGUGGACCACAUUUGUAUGCAUUUGCGCUUUGAGCUGCUCAUGCAAUAAUUGAGGUUUGCAGAUGUUACAUAAUAUCUCGGUUCAUAUAUUCAGAGCUUGUUGUGCAUGCUGAGAGAAAUACAAGCACCACAGUGCGAUUGAGGAGGCUGGAUCUUCUUCUUAAUUCCUAAUAAAUUUAUUGGCUCCUAAA
This is a messenger RNA of Ctenopharyngodon idella (grass carp), 4630 nucleotides long. RefSeq names its product ATPase phospholipid transporting 10B (gene atp10b). Gene Ontology annotation, molecular function: ATP hydrolysis activity; magnesium ion binding; ATP binding. Gene Ontology annotation, biological process: phospholipid translocation. The record is from RefSeq and is a predicted model, not a curated record. Lineage: Eukaryota; Metazoa; Chordata; Actinopteri; Cypriniformes; Xenocyprididae. Gene Ontology annotation, cellular component: plasma membrane. The transcript is spliced from 21 exons. The coding region runs from base 320 to 4153 and encodes 1277 amino acids.